AUGAAUCCGGCAAGAUAUCCUCUCACAGAAAUAUUUCAAAUAUUCGUUAAUUUAACCAAACAUCAAUCCCUCAUAAAAACAGAGGCUGCCUCUCAACGAUGGUCAACCAUUGGUGCUGUUCUGUCAUCCAUAGGAACAUGGAUUGCAUUUGGAUCCAUGGCUUAUCAUCAUUCAGACAUUGAACAUCGAAUAGCUGAAGUUAAAAUGAAGCGAAAUGCUUUAUUACAACAAAGAAAUGAAGCGAAAUUAAAUGAAAAUUUAAAUGAUAUUGUAAAUACAGUGAAUAAUGAAUCAGAUUGGAUGAAAGAUAAAUUACAACCUCUACUUAUACCCAUGUUCUCAGGUUUGACUUUAUUUUUGGGUUUUUAUUUUUUAGGAAGAAGACAAGCCUUUAAAAAGAAUUUAGCAAUGAUGAUUAAGGAAAGGCACAAACAAUUUCCAGACGAUCCCUUAUUGGCAUCACUAGUUUCUUCAUCCUCAAAUUCAAAUCGUACAUACAAGCCUUUAUCUGCGAUUAAAAUUAAAUGA
Naegleria fowleri is the source of this 528-nucleotide messenger RNA. RefSeq lists its product as uncharacterized. The record is from RefSeq and is a predicted model, not a curated record. The transcript has 2 exons. The coding region runs from base 1 to 528 and encodes 175 amino acids. Lineage: Eukaryota; Heterolobosea; Eutetramitea; Acrasida; Naegleriidae.